AUGUAUUUCUCGCUCAAAAUUCGAAUUCUUCAAGGAGACCGUGUCUCAAGCAAUAAGGAAACUGUAAACUCUGGUUGCUUGACACUAACACUGCCAUUGUACGAGGAUGACGAGCGGAAUGUUGCCCGUCAGCAGCAAUACGUCUUCGUGGAAGAUGAUCCGUUGCCACUUCAAAGAGAAUUUGCUACUGUUCGAAAAUCAUUCGAGAGGGAGUACCAGAGAAUUGCGGAACAGUUCCAGAUUGUUGACAAGACAGUGCAGAAGUCAAAGAAAACGAAAACGUAUGUGGACGAGGAAUGGACUGUACUUCCCAAAGCUGCGGCUAUCACCGUCGGUGGCAUGGCAGGCUUCGUUCUUGGAUUGAAAAGGGGUGUCAUCGGUCGUUCGUUUACGACUGCUGUUGGAUUGGCGACAAUGGCCGCCUUCUGCUAUCCAUACGAAACAGUCGACGUAGUUCGUACAGGAAUCGCUCACUCUGAGACGGCGUGGGAGCGGUUUAAGAGCUGUACGUUUUCCGUUUUCGUUGUUUUAUCAACUUCAUGUGUAAGCUUUAUUUUUGAAAAAUUUCAAUCGGUACUUUAUUUUUUAUGUUGUCUUUUCAUAGUUUAA
Messenger RNA from Haemonchus placei, 609 nucleotides. The record is from the annotation of a GenBank genome assembly. Lineage: Eukaryota; Metazoa; Nematoda; Chromadorea; Rhabditida; Trichostrongylidae.